AGUCUCCAGCGCCGAUCAUCAUUUACACCUACACCUCUACUCGUACAUCCACUACUUCAACUAGAUACCUUUCCGCACUAUUCAUCAUGGCUAGCUCAAUGAAGGCCUAUUUGGCCGCCAAAUACAUGUCCGGUCCCAAAGCUGAUGCUAUCCUCGCUCGCACGACUUCUGACGCACCCAGAAAGAAGAAACGCAAGACGACUCAUACCACGACCACUGCUGGCAGCUCUAUGAUAAAGGAUGAUGACAUCCUAGGUUGGGAUGCUAUACCCCAAGAGCAAGAAGAAGAAGAUACCUCCGAAGCCGUUGUCGCGUCUGACCGUGGAUUCAAGAAGCGACAACGAAGGGGGGAAGAAGCCGGGUGGGCAACAGUACGUGAGGGACAGAUCAAAGAUGAGGAAGAAGCAAUACCUGCAGAUGAACGGCCACAAGUAGUGGAAGGACAAGAGGAGCAACCGUUCAGAGGUGGUUUGAUGACAGCGGCACAGAUCAAGAAGACAUUCGGGAGGUCGAAGGAGAUGGCGGUGCUUACACAGGAAGAGAUUGAAGUGGCACAAGAAACUAUCUAUCGUGAUACCUCAGGACGCAGGAUUGACACUGCUGCUGAGCGAGCGGAAGCAGCGAGACUGAAACGUGAAAAGGAGGAGAAGGAGGCGAAGAAGAUGGAAUGGGGGAAAGGCUUGGUACAGAGGGAGGAGGCGGACAAACGGAGGAAGGAAGAGAAGGCUUUGAAGGGGAAGGGCUUUUCACGGACUGCUGAAGACGUUGAGAUGAACCUGGAGUUGAAAGCGCAGGAGCGGUGGAAUGACCCUAUGGCGGCUUUCAUCACGAAGAAACGAUCGAAAGGCCCUCGGAAACCUGAGUACACAGGACCACCUCCGCCACCUAAUCGUUUUGGUAUUAAACCCGGAUAUCGGUGGGACGGCGUCGACAGAGGAACUGGCUUCGAGAAGAAGUUGUUCCAACGGCAGAACGAGAGGAAACGACGAGGCGCAGAGAGCUACUCAUGGAGUGUGGACGAGAUGUAGCUUGGAUUGGCGUGUUUCGCAGCCCUUUGGUCCAGGUUCAGUACUGGGAGACGAUAUGGGUGGAUCGCUAUGGUACGAGUAUCUACAAUAUCAAGAAGGAUGGCGGGCUAGCUUACAGGUACUAUGCUACAGGUAUAUACGUUAUCCAUGUGAUGUUGUUAUCGUUGAUGGUAUAGCUAGAUGGUGUACGGUAUCUGGAUAUGAACAGCGACGAAGAUGCGUAGG
Messenger RNA from Somion occarium, 1253 nucleotides. NCBI's taxonomy places the organism in Eukaryota, Fungi, Basidiomycota, Agaricomycetes, Polyporales, Cerrenaceae. The record is from the annotation of a GenBank genome assembly.